Catharus ustulatus (Swainson's thrush) is the source of this 915-nucleotide messenger RNA. It is a transcript of the gene EFNA2, whose product is annotated as ephrin A2. The transcript has 4 exons. Gene Ontology annotation, cellular component: plasma membrane. Gene Ontology annotation, molecular function: ephrin receptor binding. Gene Ontology annotation, biological process: ephrin receptor signaling pathway; axon guidance; osteoclast differentiation. The record is from RefSeq and is a predicted model, not a curated record. NCBI's taxonomy places the organism in Eukaryota, Metazoa, Chordata, Aves, Passeriformes, Turdidae. The coding region runs from base 75 to 689 and encodes 204 amino acids.
CCCAAGGAGAAGGAGAAACAGAUGGAAAAGCGGCUUAAACGUUCCCGGCGUGAAGUCCAUUGCCGGCCACGGACAUGCCAGGAACCAGCCGAGCAACAGGAUUAAUGCAGAAAGGAGCUGCUGGAAGGGGUCGGUGGGCGCCUGCACCCCGGGGACCCUUCCCUGCCACCCCCUCCCAGCUCCAGGAGCCGCUUUGUCCCCAUUUCCCGAGGUUCCACCGCGGGGACUACACGGUGGAGGUGAGCAUCAACGACUACCUGGACAUCUACUGCCCGCACUACGAGGAGCCGCUGCCGGAGCGCAUGGAGAGGUACAUCCUCUACAUGGUCAACUACGAGGGCCACGCGUCCUGCGACCACCGGCAGCGCGGCUUCAAGCGCUGGGAGUGCAACCGGCCCGACUCCCCCAACGGGCCCCUCAAGUUCUCGGAGAAGUUCCAGCUCUUCACCCCCUUCUCGCUGGGCUUCGAGUUCCGACCCGGCCACGAGUACUACUACAUCUCUGCGUCCCCCCCGAACACGGUGGACAGGCCCUGCCUGAAGCUGAAGGUUUAUGUUCGGCCAACAAACGAUUCCCUGUACGAGUCCCCGGAGCCCAUUUUCACCAGCAACAACUCCUGCUGCAGCCUCAGGGUGCCGCCGGCGGCGCUGGCGGUGGUGCCGGUGGUCUGGACGCUCCUGCUCUCGUAGCACCGACCCCGAGGCGCCGGGAACGGAUCCCGCCCGGCCCGGAGGGUGCCCAGGGACGCUCGGUGCUGUCCCCAAGGAUCCUGUCGCCGCCUGAAGUCCCCGCCCGGAGCGGUGCCCGGGGAUGGAUCCCGAUUUCCAUCCCUGCCCUGCAGCUCUGGCUGUCCCGGUGGGGCGUUGCUUUUUACAUUUCUAGACCAAAUACAGAGUCCUCGUCCGUUUGGGUUUU